This is a messenger RNA of Arachis stenosperma, 1635 nucleotides long. RefSeq names its product protein ULTRAPETALA 1-like. Bases 319 to 1017 code for a protein of 232 amino acids. Gene Ontology annotation, molecular function: DNA binding. NCBI's taxonomy places the organism in Eukaryota, Viridiplantae, Streptophyta, Magnoliopsida, Fabales, Fabaceae. Gene Ontology annotation, cellular component: cytosol; nucleus. The transcript is spliced from 3 exons. The record is from RefSeq and is a predicted model, not a curated record.
AACACCCCAUCACCAUUCGCCAACUAACCUCUCUCUCUCUCUCUCAAAACUAUAUAUUCAACGUUUUCUCGGCCAGAUCUCUCUCGGAACAACGUGGUGUUUGGCCCUCUCUCUCUCUCUCUCUCUCUCUCUCUCUCUUUGGGUAUCUUAAAAGCCCGUUAUAUAUAUAUCCCUUUUCUUUCGCACACGCCACAUUUGUUUUUUCAUUUAACUUUCUAUAUCGAAAACCCCAUCAUAUCGUUCGAUUGUUUUUUUUCCGAUCGACCCACAUCUGUUUGUGACGAAAAACAGAGUCUUUUGGGGGAGAUAAUAAUAAUAAUGGCGAAUGGAGAGAGUGGGGUAGUGGCAGCAAUCUUCGGUGAGGAUGAGCUGAGUGAGGUGAGUGGCGUGAAGCGAGUUGGUGACUAUGUUGAAAUCACGUGCGGUUGUACUAGCCACAGGUAUGGUGAUGCUGUUGGAAGGCUUAGGGUUUUCGUUAAUGGCUACCUUGAAAUCACUUGUGAAUGCACCCCUGGUUGCCAAGAAGACAAGUUGAGUCCUUCUGCAUUUGAGAAACACUCUGGAAGAGAAACAGCUCGAAAGUGGAAGAACAACAUAUGGGUAAUAGUGAAGGGUGAGAAGGUUCCAUUGUUCAAAACAGUGCUACUCAAAUACUACAACCAAGUUUCAAAAGCUGCUGCUCUUAAAUCCCAAAGUGGAAGGUCACACCGUGAUGAGUUUGUUAGGUGCACAGUGUGCAACAAAGAGCGCAGGUUCCGUCUGAGGAGUAAAGAGGAAUGCCGAGUUCACCAUGAUGCUUUGGCAGAUGCUAAUUGGAAAUGUUCUGAUCUCCAAUAUGACAAAAUUACAUGUGAUGAUGAAGAAGAACGAGGGAGCCGCAGAGUAUACAGGGGAUGCACUCGCUCUCCGACAUGCAAAGGUUGCACCUCCUGUGUCUGUUUCGGCUGCAGCAUUUGCCGCUUUUCAGAUUGCAGCUGCCAGACUUGUACUGACUUCACAAGCAAUGUCAAAGUUUGAUAUUCAUCCAUCUUCUUCAUAUAGGCUUGUUUAUGCCUAUAUCAAUAUUUUUAAUUUUCUAAUUGGACUCAACUUCCAGUCUGAGUUCAUCAAUCAUUGUUCUCAUUGACUGGUUCAUAAAAUUACAAUGUUAGUGAUUCUGAUUCUGUUCUCUCUCAUAAUGUUUUACCUAAUAUAGUCAUACAUUGAUUCUUAGUAGUGAAUAAAUUUGUUCUAGACCUCCAUAUUUAUCAAUAGAAAAAAUCAGCAGAUCAAGAAAGUAGUGGUGUUAAUUGUGAUAUACAAGUGAUGGUGACAUAGUGCGACCAGCUUCGUUGUUUUGGGAAUUAUUGGGUAGUAGUGUGAAGAUUUUGUACCCCAAUAAUGCCCAAGUUGUUGUGUGUGUAUUAAUGAUUGGACCAGUUACCAUAGACAAUAACAAUGAGUGGAGUGGAGUGGAGUGGAGGAGUUACCAUAACCAAGUCAUUGUUAAGGGGAGCGCUUCACCACAUGCUUAUAUAGGCACCACCUUUAGAUGCUCAGAGAGGACUCACUUUCUCCUUUCUUUACCUUACUAAUAUCAAAUGAAGUGUAAGUAAGUGUGUAACAGUGUAAACAUUUUUUAUAUCUAAAAAUACA